UCUCACGGCCUCUGGGAUGCGCAAAGGAAGGCCUCCCUGGUUUUCAUGGGGAAGAAAGAAUCCCCCGAGGACACCUGCCAUCUGUUGUGGUUUUCUCCCAUGGAGACCUGCAUCAGCAGGCGGCCCUCAGUCCUCCGCACCUGGCGGGUUGUCAGGUGAACCACGUCGCGCUGCCUCAUGCAAGAAAACAAGGUUGUCCGAGAGAGGGCAACGCUCGUGCCGGAGGAAACAAGAGCAAAGGCCAUGCUCCUUGUAAGGAAUGUUUUAGUCUGAGGACACACUGUGGAGAAUGGAGAAAAACGGCGAUGUUACUAUUCAAGGUAACCAAUGGCAGAGACUGCUGAGGGGGCAACAGGGGAAGAAAGUGACCCAGGAAGGACACGAUGGAGUCAAGAGUGAAGAGAAACGCAAGACCAAUCUGACAUGGAAGGUUAACUGGAAAGAGUGGGUGGUUGAUCCGGCAGAACACUUUUAUUAUGUCUGGCUGCAGGUCAUGAUCUUUCCCAUCAUCUACAACUGGGUGAUCAUCAUUUUAAGGACGUGCUUUACUACCAUUGCAAUGAGCUACCUGCCUGUGUGGCUUACACUGGACUAUCUAGCUGACAUCAUGUAUUUGGUCGACAUGAUCAUCACGGUCCACACAGGAUACUUGGAUCAGGGCAUCCUGAUCAAGGACGUCACUCAGCUGAGAAAGCGCUACCUGCGCUCUAAAAGCUCCUUAAGGGACCUGGUUUCCCUGCUGCCCACCGACUUCCUCUACUUUGUCUUUGGCAUCCAAGUCCCGCUGGUGAGGAUCAACCGCCUUCUCCGUAUUCCCCGACUCAACGAGGCCCUGGAUCGCAUGGAGACGAGAACGUCCUACCCCAACACCUUCCGCAUCUCCAAGCUCAUGAUCUACAUCUUUGUGUUGAUCCACUGGAACGCCUGUCUCUACUUUGCGCUGUCCAGCUACAUCGGCUUCGGAAGUGAUCUCUGGGUGUACCCCAACGUUACCACGCCAGAGUUCGCCUCCAUGCGGCGUCAGUACAUCUACUGCUUCUGGUUCUCGGCCCAGAUUUUCACCACGGUGGGAGACACCCCGCUUCCAAAAAGGGAAGAAGAGUACUUGUUCAUGAUUGCAGACCUGCUCAUUGCCGUGCUGGUGUUUGCAUCGAUUGUUGGCAACGUUGGCAAUGUCAUCACAAACCUGAGGGACCGGGAUAACGUCUUCUUCCCGGACCACGAGCUGGUCAGGGCUUACCUGCGUAGCCACCGCAUCAGCAAGGAGCUCCGCCAGCGCAUCGACAGCUGGUACCAGCAUCUACACAUCAACAAAAAGAUCAUGCGAGAGAACGAAAUCCUGCAGCAGCUGCCGGUACACCUGAGGACAGAGAUCGCUGUCAGCGUCCACCUGCCCACGCUCUCCAAAGUCACCAUCUUCCAAAGCUGUGAGAAGAGUCUGCUGGCGGAGCUGGUGCUCAAACUAACGCCGCAGGUGUUCAGUCCGGGCGAGUACGUCUGCAGGAAAGGAGACGUGGGCCAUGAAAUGUACAUCAUCAGAGAGGGAAAACUUGCAGUUGUCGCAGAUGAUGGGGUCACAGAGUUUGCCGUGCUGAGUGAAUCUAAUUUCUUUGGGGAAAUUAGCAUCCUCAAUAUCAAAGGCAACAAGUCAGGCAAUCGACGCACCGCCAACAUCCGCAGCAUCGGCUACUCCGACCUGUUCAGCUUGUCCAAAGAAGACCUGACGGAGGUGUUGUCCGAGUUCCCUGCGGCCAAACGUCACCUGGAGGAGAAAGGCCGGCAGAUCCUGACAAAGAUGGGCAUGUUGGAGGAGAGUGGGGAGCAAGUGGACGAGGAGGCAGAGAACCUGGAAAACAAGAUAGGCAGACUAGAGAGCAAGCUGGAAACCCUGCAAACAAAUCUAGCUCGACUUAUGUCUGAAUUAGAGUCGAGCUACCGCAAGAUGCAGGCCAGGGUGGAGCAGCUGGAGUGGGAGUUGGCAGCCAUGGAGCUGCAACGGCCCACUGUUGAGGAAGGAGAAAGAGAAAAGGGGAGGGGUGUCGGGGUGGGAUGGGAGGUGGGACGGGAGCGGGAAGAGGCCGAGGGCGAGGCACAUGAGGGUUUGGAUGGAAAGGUGGAAAAACAGAGAGGACAGGGAGAGGAUGGGCACGUGACCAAAGAGGGAGAUGGAGCGAGCGCUGAGAGUACUUUAGCGCUUGUGAAAAGAAUGGUGGUGGGUGAUAAAGGUGGGCUAAAAAAAAUAUUUGACCAAGGGAAAAACAGAAAGAGAGGAGAUGACAGACCUGGGAAAGGAGAUGGUGCUGAUAUUGUACACAAAGACGAGAAAGAAGAGAAAAGUGGAGAGAAAGAAUUUGAAGAGGGGUGACAGGAGUUUGAAGAACACUCAGAUAAUGUAGAGAUGGAGCAGAAAGUACAGAGAGAAUAUAUAAGAUGGAAAACGAACUAAUCUGAAAAAGUGGAUAUCUUAAUAAAAUAUUGAAAAUCUUACAUUGACACACUUUCUGCAAUACAACUUUAAAUCCCUAGAUGACAGCAUGGUGUCCCAAAGGUAGAAGUCCAUUGAUUAUUAUCGAUUAGGGAUCUUCUGGAUUUUACAGCUAUAAAGUGUUCAUUCUGCAAAGAAAACUACAUGUAUUUGUUUAUAACAUGAGUCCCAUCAUAAUACCAGAUUAACCAACUGGCACAGUAAUAACUGCAUUUUAUGUUACAUGAUAAUGUAACAUUGUUAGGGAGCCCGUCUUUUAUAUUAUGACUACAUUAACCUUAUCUCCUUAGUCAUAAU
This is a messenger RNA of Pungitius pungitius (ninespine stickleback), 2782 nucleotides long. It is a transcript of the gene cnga4, whose product is annotated as cyclic nucleotide gated channel subunit alpha 4. Lineage: Eukaryota; Metazoa; Chordata; Actinopteri; Perciformes; Gasterosteidae. The transcript is spliced from 7 exons. Gene Ontology annotation, molecular function: intracellularly cAMP-activated cation channel activity; intracellularly cGMP-activated cation channel activity; cGMP binding. Gene Ontology annotation, biological process: monoatomic cation transmembrane transport. The record is from RefSeq and is a predicted model, not a curated record. Bases 290 to 2365 code for a protein of 691 amino acids. Gene Ontology annotation, cellular component: plasma membrane; intracellular cyclic nucleotide activated cation channel complex.